CAGAUGAAGAGUAACCCUUCUCCUUCACCCUUAUUUGCAGAUCACAGGCCCUGAUAACAAGGGCAUUUACAAAGGAGAUAGAGAAUCCAGUGGAAAAUAUACCUUCGCAGCUCACAUGGAUGGGACGUAUAAGUUUUGCUUCAGCAACAGAAUGUCCACCAUGACUCCAAAGAUAGUGAUGUUCACUAUUGACAUUGGAGAAGCUCCAAAGGGGCAGGAUAUGGAGACAGAAGGUGGUGGAGAUACCUGGGAUGCUCACCAGAACAAGCUAGAAGAGAUGAUUAAUGAAUUAGCAGUGGCCAUGACAGCAGUCAAGCACGAACAGGAAUACAUGGAAGUUCGUGAAAGAAUACAUCGAGCAAUUAACGACAACACAAAUAGCAGAGUGGUCCUCUGGUCGUUCUUUGAAGCCCUUGUACUAGUUGCCAUGACACUGGGACAGAUCUACUACCUGAAGAGGUUUUUUGAAGUCCGGAGAGUUGUUUAAUCAAACUUUGCUCCCAGUCCCCUUUCCAGUGAUCCCAGACUCUGUUCACUCUUUACCAAACAACUUUGUUGCAAAAAUCACGUACUUUUCUUUAUCCCCUGCAUCCCGAACUAUAAAACUUAAGUUUAAUGUCUUCUUAGCUUAAUUUUGUUUUGGUUUUGAUAUGAGGGGAUACCUGCUGUGAGUUAUUUUCUGAAAUUGGAAGACUUUGUUUCUCAUAAGCCAAAAUGAGUUCAACCAAAAUGACAGAAGUUAGUUGGAAAACAAUACUGUUGCUUAACUCUUAACUCUUGAUUCUUUUCUCUCUUUUUGUUUCUUGAUUUUUUGUAGCAAAAUGCGGAUUUUUAUUAUUUUUUUUGGUCUAGGGGAAAUGGUACAAGGCUUUUUCAUAAUAGCAUAUAAACCUGUGGGGAAGAUUCUCUAACUCGAUCAAUGGAUUUCCUCUCUACUUUCACAUAAGGGAAGAGUUAUGGUGUAUCCCAGUCCUGGCAGUGCUUCCACAAAAAGCCAUUAUGCCAAGGAAGAAACAAACACAGUGUUGUUCAGACAUAGAGAAACUAGGGGUGGUUCAGUUAGGAUAUGUUUAGGCGGCUUCUGUAAAAUCCCCAGUACCUUUAUGGUGAUUCCACCAAUUUGUUCAUUGAGGUACUUGUUUAAAUGAGAGAUGGAAGUACAACCCUGCUGAAUAUGGCCUUAGCUUGCAAACCUGGAAACUGGCAAUCGUUGGGGAUUUGGCUAAGCGUAACGUCUUCCCCUCUCCGUUUAUCGUUCCAAAGCCAGUCCUUUCUAUAAUACUAUGGUAGAGCCAGGACACCUGAUGUCAGAUGGUUUCAGCGUUUGGGCGGGGUGGAGGAAGAAGGUUUCUACAGUGCUCUGCAGCCUGAGCAACUUGGUCAUGCCAACCUCGGAUUGCGAUCACCUUUCCUGUGAGGAAGACUCCUGUGCCUUUUAUGUGACUGAGAGAAAUGAGACAGAAAAACGCCGCUGAAUCUUCCCCAGAGGCUUUUGCACACUGAAUAGCAGCAGCGCAGUGCGUGUGCCCUUUCACAUUAUUACUGCACUUCCAUAAACUAUCUCCUGAGCUUUUCCUCGUUGCCCUGCUGUUAAAGGCACAGGAGCCUCUGUCAAGAAAGGAGUUGGUGUUCCCAAUUCAGCCAUCUUGGAAGAAAUAUCUAUUUUCUGCUUGUUCUCUCUUCACACGUUGACAUAAUUUUUUAUAGGAUGUGGUUUUUUUCCCCCUUGCUUAUCCGGAUGAUGGAAUUAACAAUCACCACGUUCGUCUGUUAGGGUGGGUGCUGAUCCAAGAUUAUGUGGUGGCUGAUGUAUAUUGGUUAUAAUUGGGGGUGGGAGUGGGUUCUUUUCCAAGGGGGGGAGCAUUCUGUCAGUAAUGCCUAAAAGAGUUUUGUACCAAAUUUAAUUUAAUUAAAAUUUGUUACAAGUUU
Python bivittatus (Burmese python) is the source of this 1929-nucleotide messenger RNA. The record is from RefSeq and is a predicted model, not a curated record. Lineage: Eukaryota; Metazoa; Chordata; Lepidosauria; Squamata; Pythonidae.